UUUAAAAAAAAAAUAUAAUAGUCAUAUGACAGUUCCAAUAGCAGACAAAUUUAAUAUAAAAAGUAUUGCAAGUGUAAUUGUUUUUUUGUUUUAGAGUUGACUAGUAUAUGUUUAUAAACUAAGAUUAAUUGGAAAUGAUUUUCCUAUCUGAUUGUCACAAUUAUUGCUAGGAACCUUUAGAACAUUUUGUUUCUAGGUAAUGGCGUAAAAUUAUUAAAUGUAUUGUGAGUAUUCGUAUUUUGUAUGUCUUGUCUGUUAAUAUAUCUUGACUGAAAACAUAAUUUGUAUAUAACGUUUGUUAUAUAUUAUGGGAGCAAUAUUUUCUUUAAACAUACUAAUAAAAGUACACGGAAAAUCAUCUUCCGUUCGCUCAAAUAUUGCCGAUUAUUGGUUAAGAUUAAAAAUUAACAGUCAUUCUAUACGAUUACGAUAGCGACUGACAAAAAUGAAAUUGAAUGAGCUUGUUUAUUGGUAUCAGAAAAAAAUUGGUACUUAUGAUAAGCAACAAUGGGAAAAAACUGUGGAACAACAUAUUCUUGGAGGAUUUACACAUGUUCCAAUGAGAACUGCAAAAUUAAAAACAGAACUUAUUGAUGUAGAUCUUGUACGAGGUUCUUCUUUCCCAAAGGCUAAACCAAAGCAUGGAUUGUCAACAGUAGCUUGUUUGGCACUUCAGCGUUUAUUAUUUCUUCCUUUAUAUAGAAAAUGGUGGAUACAGCAGACUAGUUUAACAAUUUUUGCUUUAUUUUUAUUAUUAUAUAGUUUGCAAUUAAUCAAUAUGUGUAUAUGUUUUUGUCAAAUGACAAAGGACAAUGAAAGUGAUAUUAUAUCAACAUCAGAGGUAUUAAUACCCGCUAUUAUGAUGUUGACAUUAUGUAUCGUUCAUUCUCAUAUUGUGUCAACUCAUUCAGGACCAACAAUAGGUGAUGGACAAAAUAAACAAAAAAUGGUUAGACGUUUAAGACAUACGAGAUGUCGAAUAGGUAAAUCAAGGACAAGACAAAAUUUGCGGUUGCGUGAAGAUUCUAAAUCAUCUCAAGAUACAGCAUCUGAAAAAGCUAGUACAGUAAGUGAUGAAGUAUUAACAUCUGUGCGAUUUGCUAAAAAAGUUGUAAUUGAAAAUUCUUUGACCGUUAGUCGAUCGCAGGAAUUUCAAACAUCUUGUGAUAAUGAGCCAAUGAAUGUGGCUGUGAAUCAUCCCCUACCUAUAAAUGAGGCUUCAGCUAGUCAUACUCAAUCAAAUGAAGUUUCAGAUCAAAAUAUGAAAAAUGUACAUCAGGAUGAUGAUGGAUUUGAAAGCUUGAAUGGAAAUGUAUCUAGUGAUAAUGAUAAAAGCACUGCACGGACGCCAGUAGAAAAACUUAAACACAAAAGAGAGUUACUUAAAAAUAAUGAGGAACGUAUUCUUUGGUUAGAAGAUUCUACUAGUCAACAAGUUUCACAACCAAAAUUUUCAGCACCUGAAUUGUUAAAAUCACAAGACAAUUCUUCAAAUAGUGAAGCAGAAACUUCUAAUAAGGUGGAUAAAGAUCAUUGUCUAGUAUCAAGAGAUGGACGACAACAAUGUGAAAGUGAAGAAGAAGGCGAAUGUGAAGAAACAAUUACAAAUCAUUUAACGGAAGCUACAACAUCUGCUACAGAGUGGAUGGGAGUAACAACAAAUAGCGAUGAAUGCAGUUACAGUUCAGAACUUGAAGAAUCUGAUCUACGUAAUGAAACUAACAAAAAUUAUGGGGAAUUUGUUGAACAUCCUUUUUCUUGGGAAUUUGAAUUACCACCCUCCAUAAUGCUUAGUUCUAAUUGUGCUUCAUACGAUCGUGUUUCCUGUACUAUAUGGACACGACGUGACAUAAAAAAAGCUGAACUAUCAGUGUUGGAUAUCAGUUCAGCUAUUAUUGCUAGAGUAGAAUCAAUGCCUGAGAGUAUGAAUUAUUUUUAUGGAGGCUUAAUGCUUAGUGUGGUAUUAGCUUUAAUACCAUCUAUUAAACGAUUGAGUGAUCAUGUCGGAAUGGACAAUAGUAGUAAUGUAACAAGUUCCUUAAUACCAAAUGACUUGACUUAUGUCAAUUUAGAGACAUAUAGUGAUAUUUUAUCUAAAGUUGUAGAUUUGGCUUUUGGGACAACUCUUUGGGAACGUAUAGUAGUGCUUAUAUCAGCAUUUGAAAGACUUACAUUAUCCUCUUUAUUAUUUUUUUUAUUAGCAGUUGCAGAACGUACUUAUAAACAAAGACUCUUAUAUGCAAAAUUAUUUUCACACUUGACUUCAUCAAGACGUGCCAGAAAAUCUGACUUACCUCAUUUUCGGCUAAAUAAAGUACGCAAUAUAAAAUUAUGGUUAAGCGUUAGAUCUUAUUUGAAGAGAAGAGGACCCCAACGUUCUGUGGAUGUAAUAGUAUCAGCAGUAUUCAUUGUUACAUUAUUAUUACUAUCAUUUGUGAGCUUGGAAUUGAUUAAGGAUCUUGAAAGUUUACAUUCCCGAUAUAACGUUGAAGCACUGUUCUGGAGUUUUUCUCUUGGAAUAUUUAUAUUACGUUUUAUGACAUUGGGUACAAAAAUUAAUAAAAAAUACAGAAACCUUUCUGUAUUAAUAACUGAGCAAAUUAAUCUAUAUUUACAAAUAGAACAAAAACCACAUAAAAAAGAAGAGCUUAUGGUAGCAAAUAAUGUACUCAAAUUAGCAGCAGAUUUGAUAAAGGAACUUGAAUGUCCAUUUAAAAUAUCUGGUUUAUCAGCUAAUCCCUAUUUAUAUACAAUUACAAAAGUGGUACUGUUAUCUGCUCUCUCGGGUGUUCUUUCAGAAUUACUUGGAUUUAAACUUAAGUUACAUAAGAUAAAAAUCAAAUAAAAGGAGCGACAUUAU
This is a messenger RNA of Frieseomelitta varia, 2860 nucleotides long. RefSeq names its product protein phtf (gene phtf). The transcript has 16 exons. NCBI's taxonomy places the organism in Eukaryota, Metazoa, Arthropoda, Insecta, Hymenoptera, Apidae. Bases 446 to 2845 code for a protein of 799 amino acids. The record is from RefSeq and is a predicted model, not a curated record. Gene Ontology annotation, cellular component: endoplasmic reticulum.